Anneissia japonica is the source of this 2599-nucleotide messenger RNA. Its product is annotated as 4-hydroxyphenylpyruvate dioxygenase-like. Gene Ontology annotation, biological process: L-tyrosine catabolic process. The transcript has 13 exons. Gene Ontology annotation, molecular function: 4-hydroxyphenylpyruvate dioxygenase activity; metal ion binding; lactoylglutathione lyase activity. The coding region runs from base 80 to 1228 and encodes 382 amino acids. The record is from RefSeq and is a predicted model, not a curated record. Gene Ontology annotation, cellular component: endoplasmic reticulum membrane; Golgi membrane. Lineage: Eukaryota; Metazoa; Echinodermata; Crinoidea; Comatulida; Comatulidae.
GUUUUUUAAUUCACACACAUCGCCACCUCAUAACGUAUAUAGUAAGUAUUUUGGAACGGCCUGAGAAGUGCAGUAAAAAAUGACCACGUACACUGACAAAGGAGAGAAGCCCGAAGCCGGUAGGUUUGUCUGCUUCGACCAUGUUACCUUUUGGGUUGGAAACGCAAAACAGGCUGCAUCCUUUUAUUGUACUAGGAUGGGCUUUGAGCACUUGGCCUACAAGGGCCUAGAAACAGGUAGCAGGGAGGUUGUAGCCCAUGUGAUCAAGCAAGAUAAGAUAUUAUUUGUACUCCAGUCGGCCUUGAACCCAGGAAAUGAAGAAAUGGGAGAACAUCUGGUUACCCAUGGUGAUGGAGUUAAAGAUGUAGCUUUUACUGUUGAAGACUUGGAUGCUAUUGUUGAAAAAGCUAGAGAGCGAGGCGCCAAAAUAGUUUGUGAAAUCUGGAAGGAGCAGGAUGAUGAUGGUGUUGUGCGAUAUGCUACUGUACAGACGUAUGGUGAUACAACACACACAUUUGUUGAGAGAUCUGAUUACAAUGGGUGUUUCUUACCUGGAUACAGGCGUUCUACCGAAGUUGAUCCUCUUCUCACUAAUUUGCCACCAUCUGGAUUGAAUUUUAUUGAUCAUAUUGUUGGCAAUCAACCAGAUGACGGAAUGAUACCAGCAGUAGAUUGGUAUGAGAAAAAUCUGCAAUUUCAUCGCUUCUGGUCGGUUGACGACGAUCAGCUCCACACCGAGUACAGUGCCCUUCGUUCCGUCGUCGUGACCAACUACGAAGAAACAAUCAAAAUGCCAAUUAAUGAACCAGCCCCUGGCAAGAAAAAGAGUCAGAUACAGGAAUAUUGUGACUAUUACGGAAGUGCCGGAGUUCAGCAUAUCGCCCUCAACACCAGUGACAUCAUCACAGCUGUCACUAACCUCAAGAAGCGUGGAAUGAACUUCCUUAACAUACCAGACAGAUACUAUAACAACUUACGAGAACGUUUGAAAACUUCACCAAUCAAAGUUACAGAGGACUUGGAUGUGAUACAAAAGUUGAAGAUUCUCAUCGACUACGAUGAUAAUGGCUACCUGCUGCAGAUUUUCACGAAACCUUGCCAGGAUCGACCCACACUAUUCCUGGAGGUCAUCCAAAGAAAGAAUCAUUCCGGAUUUGGUGCUGGAAACUUCAAGUCGCUUUUCGAGGCAAUUGAAUUGGAUCAAGAUGAUAGAGGAAAUCUAAAUUGAAUGGAACAAUUCAAUUGUGCCAACACGAAAACAAAAAACCAUAAAAACCGUUUUAUUUAUUUGUGUACUCUCCCGAAACCUUGCCUGUACUGAACGGCCUGUGCUUCCUUUGUGCUACAUUUGUAUUUGAAUUUGUAUUUGUGACCUGCUUUGGCAAAACCCUCCGUUUGGCAGAAUUGCUAAUUUCCCUCCAACACCCAAACCAUUCGAGAAUCAUAAUUAUGAACAUUUUCAUGUUUUUGCAUUUUAUAAAAGAAGAUAUAUUGAAGAACAUUUCUGUAAAAUAUCAAUCACUAAAUCUAACCGAAAAGUAUAUAAAAAUUAUCUUUAAAAUACAAGCCUUAAUAAUAAACUAUUGAAUUUGGAAUCUUUGGAAGGUAUAUUCUGAAACAUACAUGCCUGAUAACCAGUGAAUUAAAUAUUCAUAACUUCGCUAAUACUCAACCAAAUUCCAUUAAAUAAACACUGUUUUAAAGAACAAUUCAUGCAGAAUAUAAAAAUACCAAUAACUCAAUUUUGAAAUUUGCCUACUAAUGGCGGGUUUUGCCAGAGCCGGUCACUAUCUUAAUUUAAGUAGCAUAGUUCUGAAGAUUAUUCUUUAGUAUGUGCAUAAUUCUAGUUUGUGCAAUUAAAUUAAAUGGAGUGUUAUUAUUUUUAUUUACAUUGUUACAAGAUCACUAUUUAAAGAUAUAAAAUUGAAUGUUAAAUUUAGCUUCCUUGUUGUAAUAUUCAGUCAUAUACAACAUACAGUACAUUACAUAAAUAAAAUUAGGAACAUUAAACCAUAUACUGUAUCAAUAGAAUAUUAAAUUUAUGACAAGAACUUAGUUGUGAAGUAAGGACUUUUAAAUGACAAAAUUUUCCUCCUAAAUCAAUUGAAACAGUAGUCGAAUCCAUGAGAGCAAAAUGAGCAUGAUUAGGCCAAGUAAAAUAAAAAGUUAGAUUCUUGUACAAACUUUUUAAAAAAGUUGCUGAAUGUGAAAUAUGAAAUAGAAAUAUGUUUGUCCAGCAAAUAAAAAAUACAAUGCUAAAGAGAUAAAUAAUUGUGGAAGCAAGAAAAUAAAAAAAUUGAGUAGGCAUGGGCAAGAAACUAAGUUUUUACUUGGCUUUAAAUCAAUGUCAUGUAUAUUGUUAAAGUAUUUUAUUAUUUCUGAAUAGUAUAUUGAUUCAUAAUUUUUUAUUCAAAAAUAAUUAACAUAAUUGUGAUAGUAUUGUCAACUUCAUUAAUAAAUAUUUUUCCAUUAAUGUACAGUAGAACCUCGCAAAACCAAUGCAUACUGAAUUUUUUUCUUCAAACCAAAGUUGAAACAUAGAAAACAUAAUGUACAUAAAACUGAAUACUGUAUUAAAUUAAAAUUGUUAAAAUUGCAA